AUGUGUUCUCGACGUAAUGACAUCUCAAACACGACGCAACUUGAAAAUGCUACACAUCUGAUUAUACUGCAACAUGGUCUACUAGGUAGCAAAACUGAUUUUGCACGUUUCAUGGCAAUUUUCGAUGCUCAAUUUCCACCAGAAGAUUUUCUUUAUUUGCACGCAAGUGAAAGCAAUGCCUCUGGUUUCUUCCAAACCUAUGACGGUAUUGACCAAGGUGGUGAACGUCUGGCUAAUGAGAUUCAAAAGUUGACACUAAAAAUGCCAAAGUUGAAAAAGUUUUCCAUGAUCGGACACUCUCUUGGAGGUUUAUACAACCGGUACUGUAUUGGGGUGCUCCUGAGCCGGGGGUUCUUCGAUAAAAUCGAACCAAUGAAUUUUGUCACGUUAGCAACACCACACCUUGGAAUCCGUCGUCCUCGUCGUGGUGCAACGAAUGCCAUUUUUAAUGCACUUAUGCAGAAUAUCUUUAGUCGAACGGGAGCACAAUUGAUGUUGAAAGAUGUGGCAACGGAGGAGACACAGGUACUCAGUCACUCUUUGAAGCAGUGUCAAGACAAGAAUUUCCAUUCAGCGUGGUCAAAUGAGAGUGGAUCGCUACUGGUCCGUCUUCCAGCGUUGGAACAGCAGCACGACGACACUCAGGAAGCAUUUGAGCUGUUUGAUUGCGUCCUCAGCGGUCGAAGGCUGCAAGUCUUUGAAAGCAAGAAACUGGAGACAGACAAGAACAAGUUAAAGCUUGAGAUCGAUCUGAGCUGCACCGAUGUGCAGAUUUUACUACCCAGUGGAAAAAGCACUGGUGACGACGCCAAGUUUUUUCUGACUUCUAUCGAAUCGGAGCAGAAAAUUGAAGAAAACGGGACGUCCAACGAAUCUGGCAACUUCGAUAUCCAGAUCCGUUGGCCUUCUCCUGCGACAAAACCAGUCGAGAUCCACCUCUGUGUGCUUCGUAUCCCCGACGAUAAGCUUCAUUGCGAUUGGAAAUGGCUCGUUGCUUUCUGCAACGCUAGCUUUGGUGUGCGUUGUCUGACAUCAAUUGGAAAUACCGACGCGACAAAGCAGCAAAUUCUUACGACAUCACCUCUUCUCAGCUGCAUGACUAGAGGUCAGUUCAUGCAGGCAUUGCAAAUGUUCAAAGUGCGUACGUUGUACUCGAAUAUAUUUUUCGACUUGCAGGUGCCGUACACAUGCGCAGCGAUACGCGCAUUCAACCCGUAUCGCGCGAGUGCAAGCAAGUGUGAGAUGUCUUCCGUCUACACUCAUAUCGCGUUCGACUCUCUCAAAAGCGCGGAGAAAGUGCGAGAUACGAUUCCUGACAAGGUCAAGCGUCUCGCCAUGGAGUUGAUCAUACCUGAACGAGCAGCUCAGGCAUCAACUUUACAUUCGGAGGAGCAGCCACAUAAUGGUCACGAUGUUGAAGGCAGUGACAAUCUCAGCACUGAAAGCGGCAGCAGACGUAAUUGCCACGAUGCAUCGGACUCGAGAAGAAAAUCUGCGCCAGUUUCAAGUGAUAUUGGUCAACGUCGUCACUUUUUUAGCCGUCGUCGGGGGGAAAGUACGGGCAAUGCGCCUUUACAUUGUUCGGUUGGUGUUCGCCCAGUGCCUUUUGUCGACGGUGAUGUCAUUCUUGAUCAACUUCCGUACGCUUUUACAGCUGAUACUGAACAAGAUGAACUACGGGGCAUGCUACUUUCAAUGCAAAGUGUCGGCUGGCGACGUAUUGAUGUCUUAUUUGGUGGCAUCAUGGCACACGAGCAUAUAAUUGCCAAGCGAGCAAACGUAGACAAGCCGCUUGUUUCAGGCAUUGACAUUGUACAUCAUGUCAUGGAUACAUUUAUGCUCUAA
Peronospora farinosa is the source of this 1845-nucleotide messenger RNA. NCBI's taxonomy places the organism in Eukaryota, Oomycota, Peronosporomycetes, Peronosporales, Peronosporaceae. The record is from the annotation of a GenBank genome assembly.